Molecule: messenger RNA, 1998 nt
Organism: Alligator mississippiensis (American alligator)
Lineage: Eukaryota; Metazoa; Chordata; Crocodylia; Alligatoridae
Gene: BEST4
Product: bestrophin 4
Exons: 9
Coding region: 33-1514 (493 amino acids)
Molecular function (GO): chloride channel activity
Source: RefSeq, a predicted model, not a curated record
GCGUGUGCCUGCCCACGUGCGCAGGUGCAGCCAUGACGGUGUCGUACACGCUGGAGGUGGCGGACGCCCGCUUCGGGGGCUUCUCCAAGCUGCUGUUCCGCUGGAAGGGCAGCAUCUACAAGCUGCUGUACAAGGAGCUGCUGGUCUUCGCCCUGCUCUACACCACGCUCAGCCUCGUCUACCGGCGGCUGCUGAGCGAGGAGCAGAAGCGCCUGUUCACCAAGGUGGCCCAGUACUGUGACCGCUCCACGGACCUCAUCCCCCUCUCCUUCGUGCUAGGCUUCUACGUGACGCUGAUCGUGAACCGGUGGUGGGCGCAGUACAGCAGCAUCCCGCUGCCCGACCAGCUCAUGUGCGUCAUCUCCAGCACCGUGCACGGGCGGGACGAGCGGGGCCGGCUGCUGCGCCGCACGCUGGUGCGCUACGCCAACCUGUCCGCCGUGCUCAUCCUGCGCUCCGUCAGCACCCGCGUGCUCAAGCGCUUCCCCACCAUGGACCACAUCGUGGAUGCAGGCUUCAUGACGCAGGACGAGCGCAAGAAGUUCGAGAGCCUCCACUCGGACUUCAACAAGUACUGGGUGCCCUGCGUGUGGUUCACCAACCUGGCGGCCCAGGCCCGGCGCGACGGGCGCGUGCGGGACGACGUCGCCCUGCGCCUGCUCCUGGAUGAGCUGAACCUGUACCGGGCCAAGUGCAGCCUCCUCUUCCACUACGACUGGAUCAGCAUCCCCCUGGUGUACACCCAGGUGGUCACCAUCGCCGUCUACUCCUUCUUCGCCUUCUGCCUCAUCGGGCGGCAGUUCCUGGAGCCGCUGGAGCCGGGCGCCACAUCCACCCUGGACAUGUAUGUGCCCCUGCCCACGCUGCUGCAGUUCUUCUUCUACGCCGGCUGGCUGAAGGUAGCCGAGCAGCUCAUCAACCCCUUCGGGGAGGACGACGACGACUUUGAGACCAACAAGCUCAUCGACAGGAACCUGCAGGUGUCCCUGCUCUCCGUGGACGACAUGUACCAGAACCUGCCCCCCAUGGCCAAGGACAAGUACUGGGACGAGUCCACAGCGCUGCCCCCCUACACUGUCGCCACAGCCGCCGAGACCCUGAAGCCCUCCUUCCUGGGCUCCACCUUCGACAUGCGGAUGAGCGAGGACCCGGAGCAGAGCCAUCAAGUGGAGGCCUCGCCCGCGCUGCCCCGCGCGCACACGCCGCUGCUCAGCCGCUUCCUGGGUGCCGCGCCCUCGCCCGCCAUCAGCCUCAAGAACUUCGGCAAGACGGCACGCGGACACCCGCACCUGCUGCGCCGCUGGGGCGACAGCUCCCCGUCCCCCCGCACCACCCGCGGGGACGACCCCGAAGCCGUGGCGCGCAUCGAGGAGGAGGAGACGGAGGACGAGGGCAGCCAGACCAACGCGUCCCCUGCCCCCUGCGCCCGGGCACCCAACCGCCUGCAGCCCCCCGAGAUCCGGGUGGAGCUUGUCCCCGACAACAGCUCCAGCCCCGACUCCUCGGCGGCCUAGAGCAGGGGCCUGGGACCCCCUCCGGCCCCCAGAGAGCCGCAGCCUGGGCCCGAGCUAGGCUGAAGCACGCGCCUGGCUCCCAGCACAGCCGGGCAUCGAAUCCCCCAUACAACCCUGCCUGGGGCUGGGGUGCUCGGAGCUGCACGGCGGGGACAUGCUCAUCUCAGAGGGGGCUAUGUGUUAGCCAGAUACCGGUCCCAGGCCUGGGUCUGCAGGGGACCAGGCGGCAAAGCAAGGGGCACAGAAAUGUCCCGCAGUGGGUGCAGGCCGUGGCUCCCUCCUUUGCCUGUUAGAGGUGCGACGCUCGGGGCGCUGUCUGCGCUAAACAGACCCAGGCCUGGCCCAGCUCUGAGCUGCCCCGAGCUGUCAGCAAGGCCCUGGAUUAGCCACGCUCCCCCACUGCUCUGUGCCCCCUACUAGACUCUACCCUCUGCUUUGUCACCCUUGCAACUGAUUUCCAAUAAAGGCCUGGGCACAGGGCACU